AUGACGAUCCAAGCAAACCAGAAAAAGGGCAUUACAGGUGUGGCAGUAAUAAAGGAUGGCACUGGCAGAAUACUGACUGAUGAGGAAAAUAUCAAGAAACGGUGGGAAGAGUAUUUUCGUGAGCUACUUAACACGGAAAAUGAGAGAAAACCAUUAGGUGAAAUCGAUGCAGUUGAAGGACCUGUCCAAAACACCUCCACAGAAGAGACAGUGCCAGUGAUAAAAGAUAUGAAGAACAGCAAAGCUCCAGGACUUUCGGAGAUUACAGCUGAACAUCUCAAAAUUCUAGAUGAAGAAGGUAUAAAAUGGAUAACAGAGCUGCUAAACAAGAUAUGGAGCGAGGAAAUAAUACCCGAGGAUUGGACAAAAAGUAAACUAAUGACCAUCUACAAAGAAAAAGGUGAUCCAAUGAACUGCAAAAACUACAGAGGUAUAAAACUCCUAGAGUCUUAA
Molecule: messenger RNA, 453 nt
Organism: Penaeus indicus
Lineage: Eukaryota; Metazoa; Arthropoda; Malacostraca; Decapoda; Penaeidae
Exons: 2
Coding region: 1-453 (150 amino acids)
Source: RefSeq, a predicted model, not a curated record